AUGGCCGAUAUACCAUCAGUUAAUGGGAUCCCCAAUAUCAUUGAGAAGGCUGCUCCUGCGGCGCCUGCCAAGAAGAGGCUUUCUGUUGAGAGGAUUUAUCAAAAGAAAACACAGUUAGAACAUAUUCUGAUUCGUCCUGACACCUAUAUUGGCUCCGUAUCUCGGACCACAACAAUGAUGUGGGUGUUUGAUAGGGAAAAGGAAGCUAUGGUGCAGAGGGAAAUUACAUAUACGCCUGGUCUUUAUAAAAUAUUUGAUGAGAUUCUGGUAAAUGCUGCUGAUAACAAGAUUAGGGAUCCCACAAUGAACUGCAUCAGGAUUGAUAUCAAGCCAGCUGAAAAUCUUAUCCGUGUGUGGAAUAAUGGUGCUGGGAUUCCCGUUGUUCAUCAUAAAGUCGAGAAUAUGUACGUUCCUUCGCUGAUUUUUGGCCACUUGUUGACAUCGAGUAAUUAUGAUGACACGGAACAGAAGGUUACCGGUGGCCGCAAUGGUUAUGGCGCAAAAUUGUGUAACAUUUUCAGCAAACGUUUUGUUGUUGAGACUUCAAGUAAAGAGAACAAAAAGUGCUUCAAGCAGACAUGGGUGGACAAUAUGACCAAAACAUCCGAACCAAAGAUAAACCCGAAUUCCGGUGAAGACUUCACCUGUGUUUCUUUUUAUCCUGAUCUUGAGCGAUUUGGGAUGACUGAACUGGACGCUGACACUGUCGCUCUUUUCGAACGCAGAGCUUACGAUGUUGCCGCCUCGACCUGCGGUGUCAAGGUCUUCUUAAAUGGGCAAAGAAUACCCAUUAAGAAUUUCAAGGAUUAUGUCGAUUUGUACCUCAAUGGUAAGGGUGAAGAUGGCGAUUCUGCACCGGCCGUGUACGAGUCUGUGAAUCCUCGGUGGGAGAUAGCCGUGGCGCCAAGUACAGUUGGUUUUCAGCAAGUCAGUUUUGUUAACAGCAUCGCCACCACCAAAGGUGGUAAACAUGUGGACUAUAUAGUCGAUCAAGUGGUGGGCAAGCUAAUCGAUAUUGUGAAGAAGAAGUCGGGAAAAUCCGGUGUCUCUAUCAAGAACUUCCAGAUCCGUUCUCACAUGUGGGUCUUCAUCAAUUGCCUCGUGGUGAACCCCACCUUCGACUCACAGACCAAGGAGUUUAUGAGUCUGGAGGCGAAGUACUUCGGGUCCACCUGCCAAUUAACCGAAAAGUUCAUCAACCAUGUCUCCAAGUCAGGUAUUGUUGAGAGUGUUCUCUCUUGGGUGCGCUUCAAGGCGCAAGAGAAGAUGGAUAAGCAGUGCCAUAAGUCGAAGCACGCUAAAUUGAAGGGGAUUCCAAAGUUGGACGAUGCUAACGACGCGGGGACGAAGAAUUCGCAGCACUGCACCCUCAUCCUCACUGAAGGGGAUUCAGCCAAAUCUCUGGCCGUGGCUGGUCUCGGAGUGGUUGGACGUGACCGCUAUGGUGUUUUCCCUCUGCGAGGUAAACUGCUCAAUGUUCGUGAAGCGCCGACACGGCAGAUCAUGGAGAAUGCUGAGAUUAACAACCUGAUCAAGAUUCUGGGCCUGCAGUAUAAGAACAAGUACGAGUCUCAGGAUUCUCUUGUCAAUUUGCGUUACGGAAAAAUUAUGAUAAUGACGGAUCAAGAUCAGGACGGAUCGCAUAUCAAGGGUCUGCUGAUCAGCUUCAUCCAUCAUAAUUGGCCCAAUCUGCUUCGUCACAACUUCCUGGAGCAGUUUAUCACCCCAAUUGUGAAGGUGUUUAAGGGGAAACAGGAAAUCGCCUUUUAUAGUAUUCCCGAAUUUGAGGAGUGGCAAAAGUCAACACUCAAUUGGCAUACGUGGCGUGUGAAGUACUAUAAAGGUUUGGGUACCUCGACGAGCAAGGAGGCAAAGGAGUACUUCUCGGACAUGACGCGCCAUCGUAUCCGUUUCCGCUAUUCGGGGCCCGAGGACGACAGUGGCAUCAUGUUGGCCUUCAAUAAAAACAAAAUCAAUGAGCGUAAGCAAUGGCUCACCGCGUGGAUGGAAGAGAAACGACGACGUACGGAGCUGGGUCUACCCGAGGACUACCUCUAUGGUGUGGGCACCCAUGCCAUCACCUACCACGACUUCAUUCACAAGGAGCUCGUCCUCUUCUCCAACAUGGAUAAUGAGCGCUCCAUCCCUUCUCUGGUGGAUGGUUUGAAGCCUGGUCAGAGAAAGGUUAUGUUCACCUGUCUGAAGCGCAAUCAAGUGAAGGAGAUUAAGGUGGCUCAGUUGUGCGGUGCCGUGGCAGAGAUGUCCUCCUACCACCACGGCGAGGUGUCUCUCAUGGGCACUAUCAUCGGUCUAGCCCAGGACUUUGUAGGUUCCAACAACCUCAAUCUGCUGAUGCCCUAUGGUCAGUUCGGUACGCGUCUCUCCGGCGGCAAAGACUCCGCUUCUGCCCGUUAUAUCUUCACCGCUCUCAGUCCUCUAACUCGCAAGAUCUUUCACGAGAAUGACGAUCCCAUUUUAAACUACUUAUUUGAGGAUAAUCAGAAGAUUGAGCCCGCGUGGUAUAUGCCAGUCAUCCCCAUGGUCCUCAUCAAUGGAGCCGAGGGUAUUGGCACAGGAUGGAGCACUAAGGUCCCCAAUUACGACACUAACGAGGUGAUCGCCAACCUUCGGCGCAUGUUAGAUGGGGUCGAACCGCUGCCGAUGCUGCCGAGUUAUCGGGGUUAUCGGGGAAAGAUUGUGGAGGUGGGAGAAAACCGAUAUGUCCUCUUCGGGGAGAUUGCGGUGCUAGAUGAUCAGACGGUGGAGAUUACGGAGUUGCCGGCUAAGACUUGGACGCAGUGUUACAAGGAGACAGUGCUUGAACCUAUGCUCAAUGGAACUGAGAAGGUGCCGCUCACUUUCUAUCUACCCCUCGAUAGUGACUACAAAGAGUACCACACCGAUGUGACAGUGCGCUUUGUGGUACAGAUGACACAGGAGAAGCUGCGCGAGGCAGAGAGCAUGGGUCUACACAAGUUCUUCAGACUUGCUAUUCCCAUGACAACCAACUCUAUGGUGCUCUUUGACCACACUGGAUGCCUGAAGCGCUACACAUCGGCGCAGGAGAUCCUUCGUAGUUUCUAUACCCUGCGGUUGGAAUGGUAUGACAAGCGCAAGGCCUAUAUGGAGGGUAUGCUGUCAGCAGAGGCGCGACGUCUGGAGAACCAGGCACGUUUCGUGAUGGAGAAGAUCGGCGGUGUCGUUACCAUUGAGAAUCGUUCGAAGCGGGAUUUGGUGCGUCUGCUGCGCGGGCGCCGCUACGAUCCCGACCCGGUGCGUGCGUGGAAGGAGUGCAUUGACAAACUGGCCGCCAUCGAGGAAGCCACGGCGGCGCGUAGACAGGCAGGCGAGCCAGUGGAUGAGGCAGAGGGUGGCGACGGUAGUGGUGUUACGGUAGACGAAGACGUAGCUCGCGGGGCCGCCGACUACAACUACAUCCUCGGAAUGCCCCUGUGGAGUCUGUCGAAGGAGCGAAAGGAAGACCUGCUGGCACAGAGAGAUAAAAAGCAGGCGGAGCUGGCUAUUCUUAUGAGAAGGACGAAUAAGGACUUAUGGAGGGAGGAUUUGGAUGAACUAGAGGCUGCUAUCAAAAAAUACGAGACGGAGCGUCAAAAGGAUUUGGAGGACCUGAUUAAUGCCGCAGAGAAAAAGGUAGCCAAACAGGCGUCAUCGCAGUUGAAGGGCGGUCGCAGUGCUGCAGCCAAGGGCGCAGCCGCAGCUCUGACUAAGGGCAUGCGUCAGACGCGACCCGACCCCUUGGGUCGACGUGUCGAGCCCGUCGUCGAUCCCGAAUUGGCCAGGAAGGCUGAGGCUCAGGUCUGUCGUGAGGCCAAAAGGAAGGCGGCGGCUGCUGGCAGUGGAAAGGCAGCAGAUGACGACUUUCUUGCGGACAUGGACGACGAGGACAGUCAGUUUGGUGGGAAUGCACCUCAGCCGCUAUUCAAACGACUUAGUGGGACGGUAGAUUCGGAGGACGGUAAUACUGCGCUCAAUACUCUCGCCUCAGCUCCACUAUCGAAACGUGGUAGUGGUGCUGGUAGUCGUGGAGGAGGGCGUGGACGUGGCAAAGGGGCUUCCGCUGGCGUGAAGCGAUCGUCGGCGAGGAAAGUUCGUCAAAAGAAACUUACCUUCGACAGCAGCGAGGAUGAAAGCGAUGCUGACAACGUCAGUGAUGAUGCCUCGGACGUCUCCGAGUUUGCGCCAUUCAAGGGAGGCAGUGGUGACGGACCAGUGAUGUCCCUGGCUGAGCGAGUUCGCAACCAGCCUCCGCGUCGCACUGCAGCUGCCACUACGAAAAAGUACAACUUUGACGAUUCCGAGGGCGAUGAGGAUGGGGUAAAGAGUAGCGAAGAGGAAGUUUUCACGGCUGUGGACCAUGGGCAGGGUGACAAGGCGAUUGUUCUCAGCAGCCCUGUGAAACAACCUUCCUCGCCAACUAUCGUACAGCUACAAACUGAUGCUACCGGAAAGUCGAAAAGCGGCACAACAGCCUGGCCAAUCUCCUACAAAGAGCCGGCCACCGUAGCCACCAGGAUGCCGUCCUCUACGAGAGGCGGGCGCGCCGGCAGCAGUCGAAGAGGCGCCAACGCUCGUGGUGGUGGUGGCCAGAGAGGGGGUGCAAGGCUUACCACUGCGGCCAAGUCCACCGGUGUCAAGCGGUUGAUGGAGGAGACAGACUCUGAUACCCCUGGUGGCGCCAACAACAAGAGCGAUGACGCUGACGAAAUUUUCAUACCUGACUCACCAGUCGCUCCAGCCCGAACCAAGGCGGCGCGCAGCGCACAGAGGAAGGUGCAGUACUUCUUCGGCAGUGACUCGGAUGAAGUGGUGGAAGUGGACAGUGUUAGCGACAAAGGUGUCGAUUCUGUUGAUGGCGGCAAUGUAAAGCCGAGGGGGAAGAUGGGCGCCAAACGGAAGCGUUUCAAUUCAGACAGCGAUGAGGAUUAUGUACCUGAAUAG
Messenger RNA from Echinococcus granulosus, 4959 nucleotides. Its product is annotated as DNA topoisomerase 2-alpha. The transcript is spliced from 16 exons. Gene Ontology annotation, molecular function: DNA binding; DNA topoisomerase type II (double strand cut, ATP-hydrolyzing) activity; ATP binding. The coding region runs from base 1 to 4959 and encodes 1652 amino acids. Gene Ontology annotation, cellular component: nucleus. Lineage: Eukaryota; Metazoa; Platyhelminthes; Cestoda; Cyclophyllidea; Taeniidae. Gene Ontology annotation, biological process: sister chromatid segregation; DNA topological change; resolution of meiotic recombination intermediates. The record is from RefSeq and is a predicted model, not a curated record.